Molecule: messenger RNA, 942 nt
Organism: Branchiostoma belcheri (Belcher's lancelet)
Lineage: Eukaryota; Metazoa; Chordata; Leptocardii; Amphioxiformes; Branchiostomatidae
Product: protein unc-50 homolog
Exons: 8
Coding region: 60-848 (262 amino acids)
Cellular component (GO): Golgi membrane
Source: RefSeq, a predicted model, not a curated record
CAGAGGAAGGAGGAAGGGGUGGGAACGUUGACAGUAGUUGUACCAGUAACUUUGCCUUGAUGUUACCCAGCAGACUGUCCCCACCAGCCAGUCCGACCGGUACUUCCACAAACCCCAUGCUGGAGGCACGGCACACCGCGGGCGCCAAGCGCUACAAGUACCUGCGCCGCAUCCUCAAGUUCCGACAGAUGGACUUUGAGUUUGCACUCUGGCAGAUGCUCUACUUGUGUGUGGCACCACAGAGAGUAUACAGAAAUUUCCACUACAGAAAACAAACAAAAGACCAGUGGGCUCGAGAUGACCCAGCCUUCCUUGUGUUGCUCAGCUUCUGGCUGUGUGCAUCUUCCCUUGGUUUUGCCAUUGUGUUGCAGUUGAGUGUGAUGGGGAUGAUUAAACUACUCCUGUGGGUUAUCUUUGUGGACUGUAUUGGAGUUGGGCUCAUGGUAGCCACCCUACUGUGGUUUGUUGCCAACAAGUACCUACAGACCCAGAAGUCAGACCAGGAAGUGGAGUGGGGCUAUGCCUUUGAUGUCCACCUGAAUGCCUUCUUCCCACUGCUGAUCAUUCUACAUGUCAUACAGCUCUUCUUCAUACACCCUCUGAUUGACAAGGAGUGGUUCAUGUCUCGGCUGUUUGGGAACACCCUGUGGCUGAUUGCCCUGGGGUACUACCUGUACAUCACAUUCCUGGGAUACAGCUCCCUGCCAUUCCUGCGGCACACAGUAGUCCUGCUGUACCCUGCCAUGCUCAUUGUCCUCACGUUUUACAUAGUCUCCCUACCAGUGGGCUGGAACUUCACCCAGGGUCUCAUGUGGUUCUACAGAUAUAGAGUCGGGCAUUAUGUAUAGUCUCUAAUCUUCUAAAGUUCAUCUGUAUUGGUAAAAGUCAUUAUGAAGCAAGAUUAGACUGUCAUUUCCAACACAAGAAAUUUGACUUACAGUC